Molecule: messenger RNA, 957 nt
Organism: Acanthosepion pharaonis
Lineage: Eukaryota; Metazoa; Mollusca; Cephalopoda; Sepiida; Sepiidae
Source: the annotation of a GenBank genome assembly
AUGCCGAAUAUCAAAGUGUUUAGUGGGACCUCUCAUCCAGAAUUGACCAGAAAGAUCUGUGAUCGUCUGGGUAUCGACAAAGGAAAGGUUGUCACAACAAAAUUCAGCAAUGGAGAGACUUGUGUUGAAAUUGGAGAAUCAGUACGUGGAGAAGAUGUUUACAUUGUACAAAGUGGCUGCUGUGAAGUGAACGACAUGUUGAUGGAAUUACUCAUUAUGAUUAAUGCUUGCAAGAUUGCAUCUGCCUGUAGAGUUACUGCAGUCAUACCUUGCUUUCCUUAUGCUCGUCAAGAUAAAAAAGACAAGAGUAGAGCCCCCAUCUCUGCCAAAUUAGUUGCCAACAUGCUGUCUGUGGCAGGAGCUGACCACAUCAUCACUAUGGAUUUGCAUGCUUCACAAAUUCAAGAUUUUUUUGAUAUACCUGUAGAUAAUCUAUAUGCAGAACCAGCUGUCUUAAAAUGGAUCAAAAGUAACAUUCCUGAAUGGAGGAACUGUACCAUUGUUUCUCCAGAUGCAGGUGGUGCCAAAAGAGUGACAUCUAUAGCAGAUUGGUUAAAUGUGGAUUUUGCUUUAAUUCACAAAGAAAGGAAGAAAGCUAAUGAAGUUGCUUCUAUGGUUCUUGUUGGUGAUGUAAAAGACAAAAUUGCAAUUUUAGUUGAUGACAUGGCUGACACAUGUGGUACUGUGUGUCAUGCUGCUGGCAAGCUGCUUGAAGCUGGUGCAUUGAAGGUAUAUGCAAUCUGCACUCAUGGUAUCUUUUCUGGUCCAGCCAUUACAAGAAUUAAUGCUUCUCAAUUUGAAGCUGUUGUUGUUACUAAUACCAUUCCUCAGGAGGAAAGAAUGAAGCAGGCUACCAAAAUUCAGUGCAUCGAUAUAUCAAUGAUUUUAGCAGAGGCUGUACGGCGCACUCACAAUGGAGAAUCUGUAUCUUACCUGUUUUCCAAUGUUCCCAUGUAG